AUGAAGGGAGUACAUGUGGUGCUCCUACAGGAGACACACAGUACUGCAGAGAUAGAGUCAGACUGGAGGAGGGAGUGGGGGGGCCAGCUGGUCCUCAGCCAUGGCUCCUCCUCCAGUGCAGGAGUAGCAGUUUUGUUCUCCAGGAGGUGUCUUCCAGUGAGUGUAGAGACUGAGGAGGUGGUAGCGGGCCGCCUGCUCCUCCUCGGAUCUGCUGGAGCUAACAUUAUGAGACUUGUGGUGAAAUUAAGGGACUGCACAGACUCUGGGGACGUCCUGUUUGUGGCCGGGGACUGGAACUGUACAGUAGAACAGGACAGGAACCAGGCUCAGGCUGAGGCGGCUGCUGGAGGCCCACAGUCUGGAGGACGUGUGGAGGACUCUGCACCCAGGGGUCCGUGA
Knipowitschia caucasica is the source of this 399-nucleotide messenger RNA. NCBI's taxonomy places the organism in Eukaryota, Metazoa, Chordata, Actinopteri, Gobiiformes, Gobiidae. The record is from the annotation of a GenBank genome assembly.